Messenger RNA from Labrus mixtus (cuckoo wrasse), 2622 nucleotides. RefSeq names its product toll-like receptor 1 (gene tlr1). NCBI's taxonomy places the organism in Eukaryota, Metazoa, Chordata, Actinopteri, Labriformes, Labridae. The coding region runs from base 210 to 2618 and encodes 802 amino acids. The record is from RefSeq and is a predicted model, not a curated record. The transcript is spliced from 2 exons. Gene Ontology annotation, cellular component: membrane. Gene Ontology annotation, biological process: toll-like receptor signaling pathway; immune response; inflammatory response. Gene Ontology annotation, molecular function: transmembrane signaling receptor activity; protein binding.
UGCUUUGCUUUUACUGUAACAUCUGCUAAUGUUGUUAGACUAACUAGAGAGGAACGAUGAAGCCUGACAGUCUUCAUGGUUGAGGGUUAUCGUUGAAUUGUUGUUGUUUUUCUCUAUUGGUGCAUUUUAUCACCUUUUUUCAAUCUGGAAUUUUUUGUAGACUUAAAGUACUUCUGAAAAGAUCCAUCUGACCUCAGUACAGAAAAACAAUGCAGCCCCUGGCGGUUGUCCUCUGGGUGGGAGCCAUGUUUAUGGGGCUCCAGCUGGGCGCUUCAUUCCCUGACAGCUUUGUGGACCGCUCAUCCAAGAACUUCUCCUCGGUCCCACAGGAUCUGACACAGACGGUUGAGUUUUUAGACCUUUCAUGCAACCACAUACAGCACCUUCACCAUGGAGACUUCAAACACACACCCCUCCUGAGGUCCCUGAACAUCUCGUGGAAUAGUUUGGAGGAGAUUGACACAGAGACGUUCCUGGACACACCACUCCUGAAAGAGCUGGACCUGUCACACAACAGGCUGACGAACCUGUCAGGCCAGCGGUACCUGCUCUAUACUCAGAAUCUCCAGGUACUUAAUUUGACCUCCAACCAGUUCCUCGCGAUGACACUUGGGAGUGAGUUCAUCGCCUUGGUAAAUCUGGAGAGAUUUGCAAUUGGAGCCAAGAACAUCUGUAUGGGUGAUUUCAAGAGCAUUGCUGCAGUGAAACUACAUACGCUGACCCUUUCCCUGGAGGAUGAGCUGAAAUAUGAAGCAGGAAGCCUGAGGCAAGCGCAUACCAAAAGGCUUCAGAUUUCCUUUACUAAAUAUCAAAUAAUGGACCAUGAUCUGUUAGCUGAUGCUGUGUCGUUCUUUCCUGAAGUGGAGUUGAUGAAUUUGUUGGAUGGCUACCAAGAUAUUAUUAAACUGUUCAAGGAGGGAGAAGAAAUCCACACAUCUCAUCUUUAUCUAACCAACUUGUCAAUCACCUGGAGUGACUUAACUGACACUAUAAAUGAAAUUAUGGCUACAUCUAUUGAUCAUUUAAGCUUCUGUGAUGUGAUCCUAUCCAAAUUACCUAAUGAAGAAACAGCUGUGGCCAAGACAUCUCAAAUGAAGUCCUUCACAGCCAGGCAGGUGGUAGUGACGUCUUUUUUUUUUUCACAGGAGGAUGUAUACAACUAUUUCAUAAACAUGCCAGUGGAGAGUGUAGCUAUGAUCGAAGUUUCAAUCAUACACAUGACAUGUCCAAAGUCACACAGUCCCCUCCUCCACCUGGACUUCUCCUAUUGUGCUCUCUCUGACUCGAUCUUCUCCCGAGUGGAGGGUCAACAAACUGUCGAUUGUGAGAAUUUGGUUAAUAUUAGGAGACUGAAUUUGCUAGGAAACAAUCUCAAGAGCCUUCAGGUGAUUAGCAAACGUUUGAAAUACAUGUCAUCCCUGAGAGAAGUGGAUCUCAGCCUUAACUCUCUGGUAUACGACGGUUUGGAGAGAUGUUUCUGGCCACCAAGCAUCACCAAUAUGACUCUUUCCUCGAAUGGACUAACAGACUCUGUUUUUAAAUGUCUUCCAAAUGGAACAGAGACACUGGAUCUCCAGAACAACCAGAUAUCGGUAAUACCAUCAUCCAUCACGGAACUAUCAAACCUUUCAUCUCUGAAUCUGAAUUUCAACAGGCUGCGGGACCUGCCGCCAUGCAAUGGUUUCCCCUCAAUAAAUACUCUUCUGCUGAGGUUAAAUUCCCUCCACGCCCCAUCAGUGAGAAAGCUGGAGAGCUGCCCUAAACUGAAAACCCUGGACGUCGGUUCAAACCCAUUCACCUGCACCUGUGCUUUGAGGGAUUUCAUAAAACUGGGAAUCAAAUCAGAACAGAAGAACAGUCACUCAGGAAUUGAAUUGCUGGGCUGGCCGUUGGAUUAUUACUGCACCUAUCCAGAGGUCGUUAGAAACUCCACCUUGAAAGAGAUCUUGAUCCUAGAGGUCUCCUGUAACGUAGGCCUUCUAGCUGCCACCAUCCUGUUCCCAGCAGUGGCUUUGAUUAUUACAUUUGUGGCCCUCUGCCAUUGUUUGGACGUUCCCUGGUACAUUCGCAUGAUCUGGCAGUGGACCAGAGCCAAACAUCGCGCCAGGACAAGGCAAGUUCGACCUGAAGAUCUGGUGGGCAUUGACUUUCAUGCUUUUGUGUCCUACAGCCAGCAGGAUGCAGAUUGGGUGCACAAUUUUCUUCUUCCCAACCUUGAGGGUCCAGCUGGGGGGCUUCGAAUCUGCCAUCAUGAGAGAAACUUUGUUCCUGGAAAGACAAUUAUUGAGAACAUCGUCACCUGUGUGGAGAAAUGCCGACGCUCCGUGUUCGUGUUGUCUGCCCACUUUGUUAAGAGCGAGUGGUGCCAUUAUGAGCUGUACUUUGCCAGCCACCAGCGCCUUGUUCAGGGAUCAGAGAGCAUUGUGUUGGUGCUGCUGGAGCCGCUUCCUCAAUACCUCAUCCCAUCAAAGUACUACCAGCUGAAGUCCAUGAUGUGCCGGCACACAUACCUGGAGUGGCCUCAGGAUAGGGCUAAGCACAGGCUGUUCUGGGCUAACCUUAGGGCUGCCCUACAGGCGGACCUGCCAAAUGCACCAGUCACAGAACUAGAGGGAUAACUGU